Monascus purpureus is the source of this 2244-nucleotide messenger RNA. NCBI's taxonomy places the organism in Eukaryota, Fungi, Ascomycota, Eurotiomycetes, Eurotiales, Aspergillaceae. The record is from the annotation of a GenBank genome assembly.
CUUUUACUUCGUCCAUCUUCAUUGAUCUUCAUCCAAAACAGCGCAUCUGCCGCUUUUAUUCACGGCAGCCAUGGCGCUGCAUCCCACUUCUGAUGCUGACUAUUUCAGAGAUAAGGCGCGUAGGGACCUAUUGACUCUACUCGAAGCCGUGAGCAAGGCACCUAUCUUCUUCACACUCCCGGCGCUUCCUUAGGCUGAAACAUGGGUGCAGGUUCGCGGUAAGAAGAACAUCGUCAUCAGCCAGGAUCUGGCUGGUCCAGUCGGGCUUUUCGUCAAAUUCUCUGUGCUUCAGCAAUAUGGUGUAGACCGUGUCUUUUUACUCGAAAAUGCCAACGUGGACUCAUCUCAACGGAAUGUCGUAUUCCUAGUCCGUGCCGAAAAGAUACGGCAAGUACGGAUGGUGGCAGAGCAAAUAAAGCGCCUGCAGCAGAACAGUAACGUGGAACAUGAGUUCUCUAUUUUCUGGGUUCCAAGGCGGACUCUCGUAAGCAAUACGAUUUUGGAAGAGGCAGGCAUUAUUGGGGAUGUGAACAUUGCUCAAUUUUCCAUGCACUUUCUACCGUUGGAACAAGAUGUACUUUCAUUGGAACUAGAGGAUUCCUUCAGUGACCUGUAUUUGAACAAGGAUCCCGGCUGCAUCUUUCUGGCUGCCAAGGCGCUCAUGGACAUCCAACGGAGACAUGGCUACUUCCCUCGCAUCGUUGGUAAAGGCGAUCAUGCUCGGCGCCUCGCCGAUCUUCUGCUGCGGAUGAGGAAAGAACUUGAUGCCGAAGAAAGCUCAGGCUUGGCUGAUUUGUCCGUCAGAGGACUGUUGCCAAGUGCGGAAACGGAGAAUUUGAUCAUUAUCGACCGACAGGUGGAUUUUGGUACAGUUCUUCUCACUCAACUCACCUACGAGGGACUGAUUGACGAGACCGUGGGCAUCAAAAACAACCAGGCAGACGUUGAUACGUCCAUUGUUGGAGCCGCCUUCGCGCCACAGCCCCAAGAGUCGUCUUCCAAGAGUCCUCAACAAACCUCAAAGCAAGGUCUUAAACGGAAAAUUCAACUGGAUUCCUCUGAUCCUCUCUUCAGCCAGUUACGGGAUUCAAAUUUCGCUAUUGUAGGCGAUAUCCUGAAUAAGGUAGCGCGUCGGUUAGAGAGCGACUAUGAAAGCCGUCAUACGGCUAAGACUACAUCGGAACUCCGCGAGUUCGUGAACAAAUUACCAGGAUAUCAAUUGGAGCAUCAAAGCCUUCGCGUCCAUACAAAUCUUGCGGAAGAGAUCAUGAGGUACACCCGCUCGGACAUCUUCCGGAAGAUUUUAGAAGUUCAGCAGAGCAAUGCUGCUGGUGCUGAUCCCACAUACCAGCAUGAUUCAAUAGAGGAACUCAUCGCCCGUGACGUACCUCUCAACGAUGUCCUCCGUUUGCUCUGUCUCGAGUCAUGCAUGUCUGGAGGACUACGCCCACGAGAUUACGAUAAUUUCAAAAAACAGAUUGUGCAAGCGUACGGACAUCAACACAUACUAACCAUCAAUGCUUUGGAGAAGAUGGAACUCCUUCAGCCUCGAUCGUCUGGAACAGCUAUGUUACUUCCAACCACUGGUGCCCAGGCAGCAACUAAAACUAAUUAUUCUUACCUACGGAAGAACCUUCAACUAGUGAUAGAGGAGGUGAGUGAAAAGGACCCCAAGGACAUCUCGUAUGUCUACAGCGGUUUUGCGCCCCUCAGUGUCCGGCUUGUUCAGUGUAUUUUGCAAAAGCCAUACAUCCUUUCCCUUGUCAAGGGUGGAUCGGUCUCUGCUGCAUUGAACACGGCCAGUACUGCGUCUCCUGGCUGGCUUGGCUUCGAGGAUGUGGUGAAAAGUGCCCGCGGCGCGACAUUCAGUAUUAUUCAAAAGGGUGAUGACAAGGCCAUCCGCGCACGGCAGACGCUUAGCGGAAACAAUGCUACCAAAACCGUCUAUGUUUUCUUCUUGGGUGGGAUCACUUUCACCGAGAUCGCUGCAUUACGCUUCAUUGCGAGGCAAGAGGCGCCACGACGAAAGAUCGUGAUCUGCACCACAGGCAUCAUUAACGGCAACCGGAUGAUGGAAGCUGCAAUUGAGAAAGGGACUUUUACGAAGACGGAGUAGUUGCAGCAUCUUUAAACCCACAGGACAAGCUCUUAGUAGGGUUGUCUAUAUGUGUUAAUAUUUACUAUACGAUAAAUUUUAAUACUACCUCUUCGAGUAUCUGAUAAUCAUUUUGGAUUCAAAUUGCA